Oryza brachyantha (malo sina) is the source of this 1077-nucleotide messenger RNA. RefSeq names its product signal recognition particle receptor subunit beta-like. The transcript is spliced from 7 exons. Gene Ontology annotation, molecular function: GTP binding. Gene Ontology annotation, cellular component: signal recognition particle receptor complex. The record is from RefSeq and is a predicted model, not a curated record. Bases 191 to 964 code for a protein of 257 amino acids. Gene Ontology annotation, biological process: protein targeting to ER. NCBI's taxonomy places the organism in Eukaryota, Viridiplantae, Streptophyta, Magnoliopsida, Poales, Poaceae.
CUCCCUCCCACGCGCCUCUCUCUCCUCGCCGUCGUCGCGGAGGAUCCUAGGGUUUCGUUCGCCGGGGCGCCGGCUCGCCGCCGGCGUCCACAGAGUCAGCAGAAGCGUGCGUGGGAGCGCCUCCCCCAGCCCGUACUCUCGCUCUCGACCCCCCCUCCUCCUCCCCGUGUAAGCUUCCCGCGGGCGAGGGAUGGACGAGUGGGUUCGCCAGGCCGAGGCGUGGGUGGGGCGGGCCGAGAUCUGGAUCCGUCAGCAGCCCCCCGAGCAGAUUUACCUCGCCGUCGCGGUGGUCGCCGUGACGGUUCUGUUGCUCGUCGCAGGUGUUUCGUGCCUGAAAUCCUCAAAACCAAACACCAUAGUGCUAUCUGGGCUCAGUGGUAGUGGCAAAACUAUCCUUUUCUAUCAGCUUCGGGAUGGAUCUUCACACCAAGGAACUGUGACUUCAAUGGAACAAAACAAUGAUACAUUUGUGCUUCAUUCUGAGUUGGAGAGGAAAGGCAAAAUAAAGCCUAUUCAUGUCGUGGACGUUCCUGGUCAUGCAAGGCUCAAACCCAAGCUCGAUGAAGUCUUGCCUCAAGCAGCUGGGAUAAUUUAUGUUGUUGAUGCUCUAGAUUUCUUGUCUACUGUGCAAGCUACUGCAGAGUACUUGUAUGACAUUCUGACAAAGGCAACUGUAGUGAAGAAGAGGGUUCCUGUUCUGAUAUUCUGCAACAAGACAGAUAAAGUUACAGCUCACUCAAAAGAAUUCAUCAAGAAGCAAUUGGAAAAAGAAAUAAACAAACUCCGGGAGUCUAGGAAUGCCUUAUCAUCGGCUGACAUCACUGAUGAAGUCAAGCUUGGGAACCCUGGAGAAGCAUUUAACUUCAGCCAGUGCCAGAACAAGGUGACAGUUGCCGAAGGUGCUGGUCUGACUGGUAAUGUUUCAGCGGUUGAACAGUUCAUUCGUGAGUAUGUGAAAGCUUAGUAGGUCUUGAGAGUUGCCCCAUCUUUACAGAAUAGGGUUUGUGUUUUGUUCAAAAUUGUUGAUCUGAGCGGAGACUGAUUUUCCUGAUGGAAGAAGAAGAAAAACCUUCAUCA